Messenger RNA from Heteronotia binoei (common prickly gecko), 4592 nucleotides. RefSeq names its product 3-hydroxy-3-methylglutaryl-CoA reductase (gene HMGCR). Lineage: Eukaryota; Metazoa; Chordata; Lepidosauria; Squamata; Gekkonidae. The record is from RefSeq and is a predicted model, not a curated record. The transcript is spliced from 20 exons. Gene Ontology annotation, biological process: sterol biosynthetic process; coenzyme A metabolic process; isoprenoid biosynthetic process. The coding region runs from base 113 to 2761 and encodes 882 amino acids. Gene Ontology annotation, molecular function: hydroxymethylglutaryl-CoA reductase (NADPH) activity; NADP binding; protein binding. Gene Ontology annotation, cellular component: endoplasmic reticulum membrane; peroxisomal membrane.
CGCCUGCUUCAGUCUGCGGCAGAAAAGGGAGACGGGCAGGAGGUGGCUGCUUAGUUGCCAGCCGGCAGCUGAUCGCUGAACGAGUCCUAGAUUUGCAGGUACAAGUUCGAAGAUGCUGUCAAGUCUCUUCCAAAUGCAUGGGCUUUUUGUGGCCUCUCAUCCGUGGGAGGUCAUUGUGGGAACUGUAACUCUUACUAUCUGCAUGAUGUCCAUGAAGAUGUUCACUGGGAAUGAUAAGAUCUGCGGAUGGAAUUAUGAAUGCCCCAAACUUGAAGAAGAUGUUUUGAGCAGUGAUAUCAUAAUCCUGACAAUCACACGCUGUAUAGCAAUCCUUUAUAUAUACUUCCAGUUUCAGAAUCUGCGACAGCUUGGAUCAAAGUAUAUCUUGGGUAUUGCUGGACUCUUCACAAUCUUCUCCAGUUUUGUCUUCAGUACAGUGGUGAUUCAUUUCCUUGAUAAGGAAUUGACAGGUUUGAAUGAAGCUUUGCCAUUUUUCCUGCUUCUGAUUGACCUUUCCAGAGCCAGUGCAUUAGCCAAAUUUGCACUCAGUUCCAGUUCACAGGAUGAAGUGAGAGACAAUAUUUCACGUGGAAUGGCAAUUCUGGGCCCUACGUUUACACUUGACGCUCUUGUUGAGUGUCUUGUCAUUGGUGUUGGUACAAUGUCUGGAGUGAGACAGCUUGAAAUCAUGUGCUGUUUUGGGUGUCUGUCUGUUCUUGCCAACUACUUUGUUUUUAUGACCUUCUUUCCUGCUUGUGUGUCCUUGGUGUUGGAGCUUUCACGGGAAAGUCGUGAAGGCCGUCCCAUAUGGCAGCUUAGUCACUUUGCUCGAGUUCUAGAAGAGGAAGAAAACAAACCAAAUCCUGUUACUCAGAGAGUCAAAAUGAUUAUGUCUCUAGGUUUGGUUCUUGUACAUGCUCACAGUCGCUGGAUAGCAGAACCAUCUGCUCAGAACAGCACAUCAGAAAUUUCGAUGGGACUAGAUGAAACUGCACAUAAGAGAAUUGAGCCUAAUGUUUCUCUAUGGCAAUUCUACCUUUCUAGAAUGGCCAGUAUGGACAUUGAGCAAGUAAUUACACUUGGCUUGGCUCUUCUGCUUGCUGUCAAAUACAUCUUCUUUGAGCAGACAGAAAUGGAAUCCACACUGUCAUUGAAGAACCCUAUAACAUCUCCUUUAGUGAUCCAGAAAAAUAUCUCUGAAAACUGCUGCAGAAAAUUGUCUUUACCUUUAAAACACAAUCCCAAACCCAGACAAUUAGAUGGGGUUCCAGUUGCCAAAGAGCGAAAAGAUGAAUCCGUAAACCCUCACCUACCAGAGUCACCAACGAAGGCCACAUUUGUAGUUGGCAAUUGUACCCCCACAGAAACAUCCUCAGUUAUCAAGAGAAUAGAACCUGACACUGAGAUGCUUAAAGAGCCACGCUCUGUCGAAGAAUGUCUCCACAUGCUUCAGAAUAGUGAGAUGGGUGCAAAAUUCCUUACUGAUGCUGAAGUUAUUAGCUUGGUCAAUGCGAAGCAUAUUCCUGCAUAUAAAUUGGAAACUCUUAUGGAAACUCAGGAACGUGGCGUCUCCAUUCGUAGGCAGCUGUUAUCACAGAAGCUUCCUGAACCUUCUUCUUUACAGUAUCUUCCUUACAAGCACUACAAUUAUUCUUUGGUAAUGGGUGCCUGCUGUGAAAAUGUGAUUGGGUACAUGCCAGUCCCUGUUGGAGUAGCCGGGCCCCUUCUUCUGGAUAAGAAAGAGUUUCAAGUUCCAAUGGCAACAACAGAGGGCUGUCUAGUGGCAAGCACAAACAGAGGCUGCAGAGCAAUAUGUCUCGGUGGAGGUGCCAGUAGCCGUAUUCUGGCAGAUGGAAUGACACGAGGGCCGAUCGUUCGACUGCCCACUGCCUGCCAGUCUGCAGAAGUAAAGGCGUGGCUUGAAACAUCAGAAGGGUUUAAGAUAGUUAAAGAUGCAUUUGAUAGCACAAGCAGGUUUGCUCGUCUACAAAGACUACUUAUCAGUUUGGCUGGCCGCAACCUUUAUAUUCGCUUCCAGGCUAGAACUGGUGAUGCAAUGGGAAUGAACAUGAUAUCAAAAGGUACUGAGAAGGCACUUGCAAGGCUUCAAGAAGAAUUUCCUGACCUCCAUAUCCUAGCUGUUAGUGGUAACUACUGCACAGAUAAAAAGCCAGCUGCUGUUAACUGGAUAGAGGGAAGAGGGAAGUCUGUUGUCUGUGAGGCUAUCAUUCCAGCAAAGGUUGUUAGAGAGGUACUGAAGACCACAACAGAAGCCAUGAUUGAGGUCAAUAUAAACAAGAAUUUGAUUGGCUCUGCAAUGGCUGGUAGCAUAGGGGGCUAUAAUGCUCAUGCAGCAAACAUUGUCACAGCUAUCUAUAUUGCAUGUGGACAGGAUGCAGCACAGAAUGUUGGCAGUUCAAACUGCAUCACACUGAUGGAAGCAACUGGUCCUACCAAUGAAGAUCUGUAUAUCAGUUGCACAAUGCCUUCUAUAGAAAUUGGAACUGUGGGUGGAGGAACCAACCUGUUACCACAGCAGGCUUGUUUGCAGAUGCUUGGUGUCCAGGGAGCCAGUCCAGACAACCCUGGGGAAAAUGCUCGUCAGCUUGCCAAAAUUGUAUGUGCUACAGUAAUGGCAGGAGAAUUAUCUCUAAUGGCUGCCUUAGCUGCAGGGCAUUUGGUCAAAAGCCACAUGAUUCACAAUAGAUCAAAAAUCAAUCUACAGGAUCUUCAAGGAACAUGUACCAAAAAAGUUGUUUAAAAUUAACAGGAACUUGAAGCAAAGUAUUGCUGUGGCAAAUUGACAACAGAAACAAUGUAUGAUGUGUGAAUUUGAAGAGAAAGAUAAUCUUCAGAAUUGUUGGGAAGAUACUUGAGAGGAUCAGUGUCCAUGUUGUUCUCAAACGCUGACUUGCAUCCUUUUCCUCUGCCAUAAAGGGAUAUUUCUAAGGAAAAUACUUCAGAUGGUCUUAAUUUUAACAUGAAGUUCUACCUUUCCUGAGCCCUAUGGUUUUAUAGGGUGGGAUAUCACUUAGUCCACCAAAUUAUUCAAAAGGCUUUAGCCUCUGUCCUUUUGGGUUGAAAAUAAUUUGGCUAGCAGGCUGCUGAGAAGAAAUGCAAGUUCCAUUACUUUUUAUUUUCCUUUUUAGUUCUCAUGGUUUCCUCUCUGUUUUCAGCUGAACACAGUAUGUUUGGCAUAUGCGUUGGCAGCAGUAACCUGUGUAGAUGCAAGUUACAGUUCCUUUAGGUCAAAGAAAUUGCCAGGCACUCAGUUUCACCUGCCAUGUGAUUGACACGCAAAUGCUCAUUUGAGCAAGAUGGCAGAUUUGGGGACAGAGUGGUCUCAUUGCUUCUCCUGAAGGUAUUAUUUUAACUUCGUUGAGACCUUUAAGCCCAGUUUGGUAACAUGAUCACAGUAAUAUAUAGAAACCUCUUUCACAGUGCUUAACAAUAUAUCCAGCUCUUAAGUGUCAAUUAUUGAAUUGGGAUAAACUCUCAUUUUAAAGAAAAAAAUAUGCAUUACUGCACAAAGAGUUGCUUGGUAGAGGCCAUGUUUCAGGAUGUAAAACCACUGAGUUCAAAUGAUUUGUUCAGCUACUUGUCUUGCUUGCAUUGGCGUGAAUAAAGCUUUCAGACACAAUCCACUGGGAAGGUUUCUUGGACAAUCCCUUUGGAAAUGACAGCUGUACAAGAGCACAGGUCACUUUCCUGGGGCUUUCAUGGGAGAGCUUCCUGGUGGAUAACACCCUUAUAAAGCUCGAAUGAGUAGGGUUAUUUAAUGGGAAUGGAUUCGGAUAACCAAGUCAGAAAUAUGUUUACAAGAUUUCUUAAUCCUAAAUCUAGUGUGCACUUCUGCAGUAACAGAUGCAUGGCUAGAAAGAGCUGACAAAUUCAUAUUUCCUUAUUACUGAUACUUUAUUAUUUCUGUUCCUGAUAAAACAAUAAGUUAUUUUGGAGCUGGUUCUGACUACAGUUCUUGUUUUAAUUAAGAGCAGAUCUAAUGCAACAAAAGUAGCUGCAUUCUGGAGUAAUGUGGCACAGGAGAUCCAGGUGUAACUACAGCAAGGCAGAAGGGGAGCAAGAGCACAGAUACACUCCUUGGGUGUUGUCACGAGCAGUGACAUCUCACUGUUCCAAAUUGUUAGAAAGAUGAUUUCAGGACUGGGGUUCUUAGCAUUCUCACUGGAAUGCAAUGUGAGUGUGCCCUUUUUUGUGCAAGUAUAAACUGUGGUCGUUUAGUUUGUAAUACAUCAAAUCUAAUUCUUAUGUGUUGGGCUUGUAAAGCUAAUGCAAGCCAACACGUACUACUUGCUAGGUAUGUGCUGUAGCUACUUGUAAAUAGCAUCAUGAAUGUGUCUCCCUACAGUGUUGUUGUCCAGCAGUUACCAUUUCCUUAUUUAUGCAGCAUUUGAACUGCUUCAUUUUAAUAUUUAAUGCAACACUGAGCCAGCAAUAAAUGGUUUGGUUCAGUGUUCAUUUUGUUGAAUGUAACUGACAUUUUGUCUUUAAAAAAACCAUUUUGUACUAUUUCAAAAUUAUGUACAUUUUGGUACAGAUACUUUUUCAGUUUCAGUAAAACAAUGCAAAAAGCA